Zea mays is the source of this 1065-nucleotide messenger RNA. RefSeq names its product 3-beta hydroxysteroid dehydrogenase/isomerase. NCBI's taxonomy places the organism in Eukaryota, Viridiplantae, Streptophyta, Magnoliopsida, Poales, Poaceae. The record is from RefSeq and is marked validated.
ACGGUUCACGGCUGAUUGAGUCGGCCACUGCCCACGCCACCCAAAAACUCAUGGCCAGCGCUGUCUGCGGCGUCACCGCGCGCGCCCACCUGCCUUCCGCCGUCCCUGCAGCCGCAAGAAAGCUCUUCUUCCGCUGCAGGGCCGCGUCCACCAUGAACGAGGCAUCGGCGAGCUCGCCGGACGCCGAGGAGAAGAAGACGACGACUGUCUUCGUGGCCGGCUCGACGGGGCGCACCGGCAAGCUCGUUGUGGAGAAGCUGCUGGCCAAGGGAUUCGGCGUCGUCGCCGGUACGACGGACGUGAGCAGGGCCCGCGGCAGCCUGCCCCAGGACCCCAACCUUCAGCUCGUCAGGGCUGACGUUACGGAGGGCGUCGACAAGCUGGUGGAGGCCGUGCGCGGCGUCGAUGCUGUCGUCUGCGCGACGGGAUUCCGGCGGUCCUUUGACCCUUUUGCUCCGUGGAAGGUAGACAACUUUGGCACAGUGAACCUGGUUGAAGCAUGCAGAAAGGCUGGCGUAGCAAGAUUCGUACUCGUCAGCUCCAUUUUAGUAAAUGGGGCCGCCAUGGGUCAACUUCUGAAUCCAGCCUACAUUGUGCUCAAUCUACUUGGCUUAACACUGGUCGCAAAGCUACAGGCAGAGAAUCACAUCAGGAAAUCAGGAAUAGAUUACACUAUCGUAAGGCCUGGAGGGCUGACAGAUCAACCCCCAACAGGGAAUAUAGUCAUGGAACCUGAGGACACUCUUUAUUCGGGAUCCAUAUCUCGGAGCCAGGUUGCUGAAGUAGCGGUUGAAGCACUGGUGUGUCCAGAGUCUUCCUACAAAGUUGUUGAGAUUAUCGCCCGUACUGAUGCUCCAAAUCGCUCUCUGAAGGAUAUGUACGCUGCAAUUAAGCAAAAUUGACUGCUCUAUUUUUUUGACAGGAUGGUUAGUUUGUUAUACAACCAUGAAUCAAUGAAGAACACUUAUAGUCUAUGUAUUUGGCAUUCGACAGUAUAUUUUUGACUCGCGAAAAUCUCCUGAAGCCUUCAGUCUAGGCCGGCUAGUUCACCUCUAAAACCGGUCA